GGCGCCGCGGCGGCCCGAAGGCUCCCACCCCCUCCGCCCUCCCCUCGCCCUCCCCGUUGAUUUCUGGAUCAUUAAGUGGUUAAGGCGCUGCGGAGCCCUCACUAUCGAUCGCUGCCUCCCCACCACCGGCUGGCAGCCCCCAGCCCCGCGGCUCCGGGCAAGGGUGGGGUGACCGGGAAGGGGCCCCUGGUGAGGUCGGGGUUCCGUCCCCCCCCUCCCCACCCCCUCGGCGGCCAAAGUUUGACUCUGCCUCCCUCUCCCCCCCUCUCCUGUCUGUCUGUCUGAGUGCAGCUGGGCGCGAUGCUGAAGACGGAGCAGCCCUGGAUGUAACGCGCGGCGCCUCGGAGAGCCCUGCAGCAAUUGUUGCCCGGAUCCCACGCUGAACUUUGCUCUAUUUUUUUUUUCCCCUUUUAGAUUUUUUUCCUUUUUUUUUUUUCCUUUCGCUUUUUGUUGUUGUCGUCGCCGUUAUUGUUAAUUACCAACCCGCUUCCGCCGCGCCCUCCCCGCCAAUGCCUGUGUGAGCGCCGGCACCUCGCGGGGGCCAUGGAGGGCUCCACCGGCUUCGGGAUCGACUCCAUCCUCUCGCACCGAGCCGGCAGCCCGGCCGUGCCCAAGGGGGACCCGUUGGUGGGCGACGGCCGCUCCCCGCUGGAGCUGAGCCCCCGCUCGGAGGGCAGCAGCGGGUGCCCCUCUCCGCGUUCCCCGGAGGCGGCGGUGCGGCCGGGCCUGGACGCGCACCUGCAGCCGGGGCAGCUCUCGGCUCCCUCCCAGUCCCGAACCGUCACCUCCUCCUUCCUCAUCAGAGACAUCCUGGCCGACUGCAAACCCCUGGCCGCCUGCGCGCCUUACUCCAGCACCAAUGGACCUCACGGCGGGCAGGAGGCGGCGGGCAGGAUUCCCACCAAACCCGGAGAGGACUUUAGGGAGAAAAUGGAAAAAACCACCAGCAGCUCCUCCUCGGACUCCGAAUACAAAGUGAAAGAAGAAGGGGACCGGGAGAUCUCCAGUUCCCGGGACAGCCCCCCGGUGCGGCUGAAAAAGCCUCGCAAAGCCCGCACCGCCUUCACCGACCACCAGCUGGCCCAGCUGGAGCGCAGCUUCGAGAGGCAGAAAUACCUGAGCGUGCAGGACAGGAUGGAGUUGGCCGCCUCCCUCAACCUCACCGACACGCAGGUGAAAACGUGGUACCAGAACAGAAGGUAA
Messenger RNA from Meleagris gallopavo (turkey), 1203 nucleotides. The record is from RefSeq and is a predicted model, not a curated record. Lineage: Eukaryota; Metazoa; Chordata; Aves; Galliformes; Phasianidae.